AUGACAAUGGCACACGACGAACUAUCACCGUCACCAAUGUUAAAUAAAGUUCAACUUUCAGAUACUGAAGUACUUUAUCUCGUAGAACGUCUUCAAAUGCAAGAUCAUAUGAAUCCUGAAGAUAUACCUAAUACAAUUGCCGAAUUGGAAAAUUUUUACACAUUUCUGAAAAAUAAUAAUGAUGCAAUGGCUGUACCAUCACCAAUGGUUGACAAAGCAUGGCAUCAGCACAUCUUAAACACAAAAAUGUACAAUACUUUCUCACGUCAACAUUUUGGUAUAGAAAUUCUACAUCAUGCACCUUUCUGGACUGGUAAUAUAGCAGAAGUAAAAGCGAGAUUGCCUGUUGAUGUUGAAGUUGCUGUAUUAGAAACAUACAAGAGCAUAGUGGCUAUGCUUGGUAUUGAGAAUGUAAAUAAAACAGUAUGGCUUAUAGAUGAAGUUGAACUGGAUCGUCUUCUGCGACCAUCAGCUAGACACUCCGAAUUAUAA
Rotaria sp. Silwood1 is the source of this 492-nucleotide messenger RNA. NCBI's taxonomy places the organism in Eukaryota, Metazoa, Rotifera, Eurotatoria, Philodinida, Philodinidae. The record is from the annotation of a GenBank genome assembly.